Messenger RNA from Drosophila bipectinata, 4280 nucleotides. RefSeq lists its product as uncharacterized. Lineage: Eukaryota; Metazoa; Arthropoda; Insecta; Diptera; Drosophilidae. The record is from RefSeq and is a predicted model, not a curated record.
UGUAAACAGUGUUUUCCAACACUGUCCAACGAUAACACGUGCGAGAUUCGAAAUUGCCGUGUUUUUUUUUUUUAAACCACCUGAACGAAUGCACUAACAUGGACACCGGCGAAGAGCUGAAGUCCUGGCUGCAGGAGGAGACCAAACCGUAUGCGGCACGUGUUGAAUUCGCUCUACGCGUCUGGCAGUCUGUGGAGUUUCCCUAUCCCAGCAAGUUUGAGAUCAUCAUCCGAUGGCUGAGCGAAUCCCUUGGCUCUUGUACACAACUACCCAUCCAGCAGCUAAAGGAUCUCGUCCAGUUGCGCGCCCAACCGGGCUUGGUGAGUCAGGAGUGCAAAUCGGCGUUUAUCCGAGCUCUGGUGGCGGUGGCAGGAACGGAUUCGACCGGAGACGAAGCUAUUCUCGGUCUCCUGUCCAGUUGUCUGAACUUUGAGCUGCUCCAGGAUGCCCUGCGUUCCGAUUACAAUCUUCUGACCGAGAUCUUCGCCUGCAUCUUUAGAAGUCAUCAGAAAUGCGUCGAAAAACGUAGGAAUGCUGGUGAGGAUCGUGAGCUGGAGCACACCGAUGCCGAGUUUGUGAUUCCCAUCAUUAAGCAGCUGUCGGACAUGGCACGGAGAUCCCAGAAGGUGAAAGACCUCGUCACCUGCCACGACAACCAAUCCCUCCGCCCUCUGGUAGAGUUGCUCCUCACCCUGAAAUCGCACUGCGUGGAGGAGCUGGCCGAGCUGGAGAAGCAGCUGAAGGCACACUUUAAGAAGGAGCGCAUCGCCAAGCAGCCGCUACAUGUGAAGCUACUGCUCCUGGAGGCGGAAGUCCUCAACAAUCGCUUCGAGCCCAAUGAUCUAGUCCUGACUAUUAGGGCGGUUUUCCGGGAGAGUGAGCCUCUGCUGCUAGCCGCCCACUUGCUAACGUCCCUGCGCAAGUACGACAUAUCCUUGCAGUUCGGUAUGGACAAGAAGAAGAAGAGCAAGAGAAACCGAGAGAAGUCCGACAGCGAGGAGGAGGAGGAGGGGGAGAAGGCCGCCGGGUCCACACCCAAAGUCAAAACCGCCUUCACCUACAUUUCUGAGAAACUUCUUGAGCUGGUUCGCGAUCACAAGCAGACGCACCUGAAGGAGGUCCUGAUACUCCUGUGCUCGGCCCUGCGCCUGAACCCAAUGCUGUUGGAGCACAGUGUCUACCAGAUCACCGUUUGGCUGCUCACCGCUCCGAAACAGAGUGCCGUUGAGGAGCAGCUGUACUCCGAGUAUCUGAUCCUGCUGCUGGACAUGUUCCGGCGCCUGAGUCGGGCCGAGAGGUUCAUCAUGAAUCUCCUGAAGAGUCUAAAGGAGUGGCUGGGCAAGUACCAGCUGCCAGUCGCCUCGGGGGAGAGCAAGAAGCGUCGCCUGCAAGACUCCGUGAGCGAAGGAGCUGAGACCGAAACGGAACAGCACUUUCUGCAGAUCAUUCUGGCGGAGACAUCGCCCACGUCAGCUCCCCCGGCCUCGUCCUCGAACGAUGCCUUCAAACAGCUGAAUCACACCUGGCCGAGUCAAUCGGCGGGCAUGGCCUUCACCCGCCUGGUCAGCCAUUUGAUGACCAAGCCGUCGCUGGUCAUAUGGAAGACGCUGCUCCACUCGUUUGCCGAGCUGCUGGAGGAGGAACAGCCUCAGGCUGUGCUGCCCGAGAAUCUGGACUUCUCGCGGGACUUUCAUGCGGCGCUGUUGUGUCAGUACUUGAGCGGCACUCGGCUGGCGGAGCAAGUGCAUCUGCAUCAGGGUGAGGUGGAACAGCAGCUGCAGCACACUGCCCAGGUGCUGGAGCAGUUCGGACGCCGGUUGCUCAGCCAGGAGCACAAUCGUCGCCUCAUGAACGCCUUCCUCGAGUGCACGGAGCGGGCCAGUGGCUUUGAACUGCUCCUGGCCCACUACUGGCCGGACGGUCAUCCCGCCAGCCAGAGAUCCGUACAGCUUCGCGGAUUCCUGCCGCCCUCCGAGUGGACUCUGAUCCAGCAGAGAGUCCACAACUUUGGCAAGAGCUCGUGCCGCCUGCGGUUGCAGCGCCUGGAGCUGCAGCUGGCGGAGAGCGGCUGGUUGCUGCAGGCCGAUCAACGUGGCGUGGGAUGCCCCGUCGCCCUGGCCGAGAUCGUGCCCGCAUCUCAGCUCUUCCGGCUAACCAGGCCCCAGAAACAGUUGCGCACCCAACAGGGGCUGCAGGAUCUGGAGGACGCGGACUGCGUGGAGCUGUUGGCCUUGAAGCUCCUUCAGGAGUACGCGGCUUCUGUGAAGGCGGCCAAGGUGAAGGGUUCCCUGCUGGCGAAGCUCAAGCUGGAGGAGCAACUGGACCAGGCUGCUCUGGUGAGCUUCCUCAAGGAGAAGGCUGCCACCGACAAGGAUGUGGAGGAUCUGCCUUCAGCUCUGGAGACUAUACAGGGAUUACAGGGCCUACCUCUGGUGCAACUGUCCAGCUCCAUACGCUCCCGCCUCUGGCUGGUCACCUUCGUCCUCUACAGGGAUCUCAGUCGCAACCAGCAGCAGGAGGAGGAAGCCAAGAAGCUCCUGGAAGUGCUAAUAGACCUGAUGCACUUUGGGCAACCGUUGCCCGUCUGUGAGUUCAUCCCAAAGCUGGCCACGAUGCUGGAGAUGAUUCCCACCACCACCGCGGAGGGCUGGAGCUUCUACGAGACUCUCUUCGCGCGCUGCAUUCGUCGGCAGGGUGCUGGCAGCGAGUCGUUCCUCGUCAGCUGCUCGGAGCACCUCAAGGAGCAGCUGACGGCCAACAGUAAGCUUAGUGGGGAGCAGACACGGCUCCUGCUCCUGGCCAUCCAAACGCUGUCCAAUGCCAGUGGUGCUCAGGGCCGGCGGUUGCAGCGGCACCUUCAGCCGCUGGUGGAGAUCUUCGGGGAGAUGGUGGCUCACAAGUUCCGCUCGAAAAAGAAGGAGGCAUCCGUCUACAUGGAGUUUGUGGACGACACCCGGGCGGGCUAUGCCACCUACCUGAGCAGCUGCAUCAAUCGGGUCGCCAAGCAGGAGCGCGAAAAGGAGCAGCUGGAGAAGAACAAGAAGGCGGAGGAGAAGGAAAACGAAGGUCAGGAGGAGGACACGGACAUAAAGAAGAAGAAGAAGAACAAGAAGAAGGCCAAGGAGGAGCAGGCCCCGGAGCAGGAUCUGUCGGAGACCAUCGAUGACAAGUUCCGGCGCAUAUGCAAGAUAUACAUUGGAUACUCUCUUAACUACCGCAAUCCGCACGCCAUCCGCCUGCUGAACGUGGCCCUCACCCAUCGCCAGCGGCUCCACUUGGAUCCCGAUGAGAUCGAGUUCGUGCUGAGCUCCUAUUGGCGGCAACUGAACGAGGACAUCGAAACGGGCGACAUCUCCGCCAGCACAGUGGAGCCGGCCAUCAAGCUGAUCAUCGGCUACAAGACCAACGAGGACUUUCUACUGCUCCUGCGGCGCCUCUCCAGCCAAAUCGGGGAGAUGCCGCGUCCGGAAACGCCCGCCCAGCAUACGGCCCUGAGGAAUGUCUUGACUCUGCUGGGACUCUUUGCCAAGUGCUCGCUGAGCAGCGUCAAGGGAGCGAUGCUCAACGAACACUUUGAGGUCAUCAGUGUGAGCGCCGCCCUGCGCCUGCCCGAGCCCAAGGAUGCGGAAUACCGGGGUCAUGCUGUGCGCCUGCUGGAGGCUCAGCGACACAUGGCCGGCAACAGGACGGUGCCUCUGACGGGCGAGACGUUGGACUGCCUGUUGGGCAGUCUGCUGGACGUGGACAUCAAACAUUUGAUCCGCAACGGUGGCAGUUGGCUGGACUUUGUGGAUCUGUAUGGCGCCAUAACGGACAACCUGAUGGUGUUGCUGAAACAGCACACCAACCUGAUGUCAGAUAGGGCCGCCCAGCUGAGUGCCCUGUGCCAGGAUCUGGUCCAGGCCAUUGUGGGCUAUCGGGCGGAGCGCAAGCAAGCCCAGGAUUUGAGUGAAACGGAGCUGGAUGGUCUGGCCGAUCUGGGCCUGAAACUGGCCACCGUAAUGUCCACAGUGACGACCACCCAGUCGCUGGCCGUGAAGCGAGUGGCGCCCUUCCUCCUGAUCUUCACCAUUCGCCAGAUGGUGGCCACCGAACGACCCACCACGUUGUUUGAAAAGGUCAAAGUUCACAUAGUUCGUGUGUGCCACGAGCUGAUUGGGAUCUGUGACCAUCGUGCCGGGCACUUUAUCCUGCGCUCCAGCAGCGAGGCCGGCGCCCGGAUGUACGAGAGCCUGGUGAAGGAUCACGAAAAGUAUCACAAGUUUAGGGGAAAAGUUUAA